This is a messenger RNA of Impatiens glandulifera, 1199 nucleotides long. Its product is annotated as diacylglycerol O-acyltransferase 1-like. The transcript has 14 exons. The coding region runs from base 1 to 1128 and encodes 375 amino acids. The record is from RefSeq and is a predicted model, not a curated record. Gene Ontology annotation, cellular component: endoplasmic reticulum membrane; chloroplast envelope. Gene Ontology annotation, molecular function: diacylglycerol O-acyltransferase activity. Gene Ontology annotation, biological process: triglyceride biosynthetic process. Lineage: Eukaryota; Viridiplantae; Streptophyta; Magnoliopsida; Ericales; Balsaminaceae.
AUGCAGUAUGGUUGUUUGAUGCAAUUUGGUUUCUGGUUUAGUUCGAGGUCAUUAAGGGAUUUGCCACUCUUUGUGUGCGGGCUUACUAUGCCAAUAUUCUUUGUUGCCGCCUUUUUUGUGGAAAAGUUGGCACAGAAGAAUUAUUUAUCUGAAAAAGUUGUAGUCACUCUUCAUGUAUUCAUAACUACAGCUUCUGUUCUUUAUCCAGCUUUGUUGAUUCUCAGGUGUGAUUCUUCUGUUUUUUCUGGCUUCGUUUUGAUGCUCUUUGUUUCGAUUGUGUGGUUAAAGUUGGUGUCUUAUGCGCAUACAAAUUAUGACUUGAGAGCAGUCUCUAAGGCAUCGGCUAAGGGGGAGAUAUCAUAUGGUUCAAAUGUGUACUACUCCUAUGAUGUUAAUAUUAAGAGUUUGACAUAUUUCAUGUGUGCUCCAACACUUUGUUACCAGACAAGUUAUCCACGAACUGCAUCCAUAAGAAAGGGUUGGGUUGUGCUUCAACUGAUCAAGUUGGUUAUAUUUAUAGGGCUGAUGGCUUUCAUUAUAGAGCAGUACAUUAAUCCUAUUUUUAAGAACUCAAAGCAUCCCCUCAAAGUUGAUGUUUUGGAUGCAUUAGAGAGAGUUCUGAAACUAUCCAUUCCCUAUCUAUAUUUGUGGUUCGGCAUGUUCUACUGCUUCUUUCACCUCUGGUUGAAUAUAGUUGCUGAGGUACUCCGAUUUGGUGAUCGUGAGUUCUACAAAGAAUGGUGGAAUGCUAAGUCGGUAAAGGAGUACUGGAGGUUGUGGAAUAUGCCUGUGCAUAAGUGGAUGGUCCGUCAUGUUUACUUUCCAUGCUUACGAAGUGGAACUUCAAAGAUUGUUGCAACAUCGAUGUCGUUUCUUGUAUCUGCUGUAUUUCACGAGUUAUGUGUUGGUGUUCCUUGCCACGUCUUCAAAUUUUGGGCUUUUUUUGCUAUCAUGUUUCAGGUUCCAAUGUUCACUUUCACGGAUUACCUUCAAGCUAAGUUUCAGAACUCAACGGUUGGUAACAUGAUAUUCUGGUUCUUUAUUAGCAUAUUUGGUCAGCCGAUGUGCUUGAUGCUAUUUUAUCACGACUUGAUCAUGAACAGGAGAGUGGAAUUGGACACAAUGUAAUUCAUAUUUGUUUUCUGGAUUUUCGAUCUUUCAUCAACAAUUGUGUGGAUUAUUAUCUUUUUAUAAUUUUG